AUGGAUGCAAUAACCAGCCACCCUUUGUUGUGUGUGCUAAACAGCCGUUUCCCAGACACCAUGCGCGAGUCCUUCAAAAAUCAAUGCAUUUUAUUGUUACCUUCUCCCAACUCUCUGGUCGGGGUUAAAAUUAGCAAAUCUUUGAUAGGAAAGUUAUAUCUGAAUAGAUACGUCACUCUCGAUGGCAGGGGGGUUAGGGUGGACGAGGACGGUGUAUCAACCGAGUUUGGAUUUAAGGAAGCUAGGACUUGCAACAUAUUGCAACAUACUGAGAUUAUUAGGGAUACAACUUUGAAAGUAAUUACCAUAGACAGGCCCCUAGUUGGAAAGUUCGAGAAAUGGUUGGAUGAAUAUUCACUAAUUGAGUUUGUGGGCAGUGACUACACGCCACAAAAUAUUCGCAAAUCCGUUUAUCAGUGGUCGCACACUAAUAAUAUGAUUGCCGAGAAACUUUUUGCCGAAAUAACCCUUCUGCGCAAAACUCUACUGAUGAUUACGGGAUUUGAAGCUCAGGUGGCCAAGAUUAUUUACAGUGUAUGCGAAAGCACAAUUUCGGAUUCUUCAAACCCGCAAAAGUGGAAGUUGUUAGGAAUUAUCCACAGGUUUAUUUACUGCGAGCUGCAUGAUUGCAUUUGGAAGCACCUGAAACAUAUAUAUUCUGCCAUGGAAGGCAUAAUUAUUAAUAACAUUAAAAUCACAGGCCCAGAAUCAGCCCUUUCCGCCUACAAAUUUCAGUCUUCCUUGAACAUAAUACCUGCGGCCAUGGAACUUAAAAAGAUUGAAAGUUGUAUUUGCCCCUUUCAAAAGGUUAACCAUUUGACUUCGUCAUUUACUCUGAUAAGGCAGGCGUCACGUUCAAUAGUUGAAAUCGACACUGCGGUCCAAGACCUUUUGUCCAUUUGUAUUGUUGCUUUGAUUGCCAGUGGACUGGAGGAUAAGUUAGCCCAUGCAGCGCACAUGGAUAUGGCGAUACAGGGCUCACCAGAAUACGAGUUUGAUGCAACGACGAGAGAAUGUAUAGAUUGUUUCAAUUCAGCACUAAAGUGUCUCACAUUAACCACAUGA
Molecule: messenger RNA, 1065 nt
Organism: Babesia microti strain RI
Lineage: Eukaryota; Apicomplexa; Aconoidasida; Piroplasmida; Babesiidae
Product: conserved Plasmodium protein, unknown function
Exons: 7
Coding region: 1-1065 (354 amino acids)
Source: RefSeq, a predicted model, not a curated record